AUGGAGAUCGAUGCACCGAGGCUGCGUCGCUUCAGGUACGCAGGGAUUUUCCGGCCCUUCACAUUCAGUCCGCAGCCGCCGGAGUUGGACCAAGUGGACCUGCAUUUUCUCCCGGACGACAGCAAGAGGUACAGGUGGGAGAAGGAUCCAGACCACGACCUUGCCACCUUCUGGCAAUUCCUUGGGAGCUUCACCAGUACCAAGAGGAUGAAGCUAAGGCUGGACCAUCUUGAGGACAUCGCCAUCCGCAGUGAGGUCAGGCGCGUUGAGCUCCUGCCGGAGACGUUCUGCCGCCUCAAGCACCUCGAGCUGCAAGGAGUGCACAGGCCGAAAGGCCUGACGGCCGCGGUGGCAAUCGCCAACCUGCUCCGUUGCUGCCCCGUGCUCCAUGACCUCCGGAUCAACCUCACCAUGCAGGAACACAAUGCCUACAAAAGACAUGCCCACAAUCGAGAUGAGGGCACUCGCCAAUUCUUGGAAAGGAAAUUUCGGUACGACCGCAAUAAGUCCAUGGCUCAUCUCGACCACUUGGGCGAUUCCAAGACGGCCACAGUUUUACCAGAAUUAGGCGUUGCAUAUGAUGAAAUUUCUGAAAUUCCUGGUUUGAGUCGACACUCGUUCAAGUGCUUGUGA
Triticum turgidum subsp. durum (durum wheat) is the source of this 633-nucleotide messenger RNA. The record is from the annotation of a GenBank genome assembly. NCBI's taxonomy places the organism in Eukaryota, Viridiplantae, Streptophyta, Magnoliopsida, Poales, Poaceae.